AUGGCGUUCCAAGACGUGUUCCAAGAUGCUAAUUUGUACCAAGUGACGGCGACCUCUGCCCGAGAGCAGCCUAAAACUAAAUGCAGCCCACGGAACGAGACACUCUGCGUUAUAGACACACAGGAGUACUGCUUCACUAACGGUGUCGUUUGCGAUGGCAUUAAAAACUGUGGCGUUUCUGAUUGGUUCGAUGAACGUAAAUCUAAAUGUAGUUUACCGGUGGAAUAUCUAACCCAUGGUCCUGUGAUUGCUGUUAUUGGAGCCGUGAUCUGCGCGCUACUAGCUGGUGGGCACAUCCUUAUGAGAUGCCUUCCCCCAUCAGCAAACUCUUUCUUCAUAUUUAAUGCUAACGAGGACAACCGACUUUGUAUCGACCCCGUGUUUACUAGUCCGGACAAGACAUCAUAUGGAAUGCAUCGAAACAAAAGGGCAUCACUCAUUCCGACGUUCUCCAGUUCAUCAUCCAGCAGCGAACAAUCUUUAGAAAUAGGUAUGGAUCAGAAAAGUUUUGCAAACAGACCUCUAUCGCCUUCAGAUCAAGAUAGUAUGCAAUAUUACCCGUCCGCAUCAUCGUCCCAAGAACCAAAAAUACAUUCUAGUCGGUCGUCUACAAUGAGGGCGAUGACCGCGAAACUUCAGAAAACUAUACGUGCUAUAGCUGGCCGAAGUAAACUUAUAAGAGCGUCAUUAGCUGAACCAGAUACAUCAAAAGAAAAUGCAUGA
Molecule: messenger RNA, 723 nt
Organism: Spodoptera exigua (beet armyworm)
Lineage: Eukaryota; Metazoa; Arthropoda; Insecta; Lepidoptera; Noctuidae
Source: the annotation of a GenBank genome assembly